AUGGUGCAGGAAGAGGAAGAUAUUCAGGACUACAAUUUGAAUGAGAAACAGAAGGUGACCAAGGCCAAGUAUCCUCCAGUCAAUCAGAAGUACGAAUAUUUGGAUCAUACAGCGGAUGUCCAGUUACACCCAUGGGGAGAUACUCUGAAGGAAGCUUUCGAGCAAUGGGCAAUGGCCAUGUUUGGUUACAUGACAGGUACUGAGACGGUGGACCCUCUCCAAGCAAUAGAAGAAGAAAACCAGGGAGACGAUUUACAGUCUCUUCUGUUUCACUUUUUGGAUGAGUGGCUUUAUAAGUUUAGUGCUGAUGAAUUCUUCAUACCCCUGGAAGUGAAAGUACUUAGUCUUGAUCAAGUAAAUUUCAAAUUACAGUCAAUUGGGUGGAGAGAAGAAUUCUCAUUGUCCAAGCAUCUUCAGGGAACUGAAGUCAAGGCAAUAACAUAUUCAGACAUGCGGGGUCUAUACUGA
This is a messenger RNA of Eptesicus fuscus (big brown bat), 468 nucleotides long. RefSeq names its product protein archease-like. The coding region runs from base 1 to 468 and encodes 155 amino acids. Lineage: Eukaryota; Metazoa; Chordata; Mammalia; Chiroptera; Vespertilionidae. Gene Ontology annotation, biological process: tRNA splicing, via endonucleolytic cleavage and ligation. Gene Ontology annotation, cellular component: tRNA-splicing ligase complex. The transcript has a single exon. The record is from RefSeq and is a predicted model, not a curated record.